Acaromyces ingoldii is the source of this 1230-nucleotide messenger RNA. RefSeq lists its product as hypothetical. NCBI's taxonomy places the organism in Eukaryota, Fungi, Basidiomycota, Exobasidiomycetes, Exobasidiales, Cryptobasidiaceae. Gene Ontology annotation, cellular component: peroxisomal importomer complex; peroxisomal membrane. The record is from RefSeq and is a predicted model, not a curated record. The coding region runs from base 12 to 1124 and encodes 370 amino acids. Gene Ontology annotation, molecular function: signaling receptor binding. Gene Ontology annotation, biological process: protein import into peroxisome matrix, docking. The transcript is spliced from 3 exons.
AGGAGAGCGACAUGUCGUCUGGCGAAGCCAAUCCGCGCCAUGUGCGCCCAGAGAUGGUGUCGUCUGCCGUCUCGUUCCUCUCGGACCCCAAGGUGCACAGCUCGACAGUCUCGCAGCGCAUCAGCUUCCUCGAGUCAAAGGGUCUGAGUCCCGACGAGAUCGACGAGGCACUCCGGCAGACGGGCACCAGUGGCGCCAUCACCGCUGGUGCUGCUGCUCCCCACUCUGGACCGAGCCACAGCGUCUACCCACAGCAGCCACAGCAGCCGUACGCGCCCGUGUAUUAUGGUGCGCAGCAUCAGCACCCUCCACAGCAGCAUGACCGCGACUGGAGGGACUGGUUUAUCAUGGCCGUCGUCUCUGGCACAGUUGGCUACGGCAUCAUCCAGCUCGCAAGAAAAUACCUCAUGCCCCACCUUCAACCGCCGAACCAGACGAUUCUCGAGUCGGAUCGUGACGAGCUGACGGCCAAGUACGACGAGGUGGCCGCCCAGCUCGCCGCGCUGGACGGCGAGACAAAGGCCGUCAAGGCUGGCCUCGAGCAGCAGCGCGAGGCCGUCGAGCGCGGCAUCAAGGACGUCGAAGAGGCCGUCAAGGUCAUGCGCGACAAUGACAAGCGACGAAACGACGACAUGGAUGCCGUCAAGUCUGAGGUUGACUCGAUGAAGGACCAGCUUCCUAUGAUGUUUGAAAAGACGCGCGAAGCGCAGGCGGCGAGCCUGGCAGACCUGCAAAACGAGCUCAAGUCGCUCAAGGCGCUCUUGAACUCGUCCAGAGGUGCCGCCGGCAGCUCCCGUCCAAUGUACGGCAUCGGGGCAGGUGCUGGAGCUGGAGCUGGUGGUGCUGCCUCCCCCGGUGCAUACGCCGGCUCUUCCUCGACACCCACACACGAGCAGGGGAGGGCGUCUCCCUCGCUCGGCGGGAAGCCUUCGAUCCCUGCGUGGCAGCUCGCGCCCGACGCUGCAGGCACAUCCUCCCCCUCGCCCUCCAAUGAGGGGAGCCUCGGGGCUGCACCCAACGCAGACGAGCCCAAGGGCACUAGCACGGCCGAUGCGGGUGCCGAGCAUGCAAAGGAUGCCUCCUCGUCCACGCCAGCAGCAGAGGGCUAUUCUGUACCAACUUGAUUGUCUUCACUGUCACAAUACUAUCUCUCUUUGGUGCUCUUUUAGCUAGCUUGAAAUCUAUUUCUACAAGAGAAGGACAGGAGGAAGCCUUCCUUCUUUUGGCCCC